This is a messenger RNA of Polyodon spathula (Mississippi paddlefish), 4169 nucleotides long. RefSeq names its product KN motif and ankyrin repeat domain-containing protein 2-like. Gene Ontology annotation, biological process: negative regulation of actin filament polymerization. Bases 615 to 1088 code for a protein of 157 amino acids. Lineage: Eukaryota; Metazoa; Chordata; Actinopteri; Acipenseriformes; Polyodontidae. Gene Ontology annotation, cellular component: cytoskeleton; cytoplasm. The record is from RefSeq and is a predicted model, not a curated record. Gene Ontology annotation, molecular function: protein binding. The transcript has 2 exons.
AGUGUUAGUACAGUGUAAUCUGUGUUAGUGCAGUGUUAGUACAUUGUAAUCCGUGUUAGUGCAGUGUAAUCUGUGUUAGUGCAGUGUUAGUACAGUGUAAUCAGUGUUAGUGCAGUGUAAUCUAUGUUAGUGCAGUGUUAGUACAUUGUAAUCCGUGUUAGUGCAGUGUAAUCUGCGUUAGUGCAGUGCAAUCUAUGUUAGUGCAGUGUUAGUACAGUGUAAUCUGUGUUAGUAUAUUGUAAUCUGUGUUAGUGCAGUGUAAUCAGUGUUAGUGCAGUGUAAUCAGUGUUAGUGCAGUGUAAUCUGCGUUAGUACAUUGUAAUCUGUGUUAGUGCAGUGUAAUCUGCGUUAGUGCAGUGUAAUCAGUGUUAGUGCAGUGUAAUCUAUGUUAGUGCAGUGUUAGUACAGUGUAAUCUGUGUUAGUGCAGUGUUAGUACAUUGUAAUCCGUGUUAGUGCAGUGUUAGUACAUUGUAAUCCGUGUUAGUGCAGUGUAAUCUGCGUUAGUGCAGUGUAAUCUAGCAGCAGUGGAUCAGGGCUGUGGGGUCAGAGAGAGCUUAGUUAAAAGCUUAGUUAAAAGGUUAGUUUUAUAAAGUGCAUUUUAAUACUCUAUUUCAUGGUUCUUUGGGAUGGGUUGAAUAAACCAUCAUUUGUUCAUUGUGAAAGCUGUUUCCGUAGUGGUGUACGAUUCUUGGUACACAAUACUGCUUUUACCAUACUUUUACUAAGGAUGCGAGGCCCGAGCGAGGUGCAGAUGGUAACAAGCUCUCCCUGUGUGCACCUGCAGGCUGGUCAGACGGCUCUGAUGCUGGCGGUCAGUCACGGCCGGACGGACAUGGUGAGGUCUCUGCUGGCGUGCGAUGCUGAUGUCAACAUCCAGGACGAUGACGGCUCCACGGCGCUCGUGUGUGCCUGCAAGCACGGCCACACGGAGAUUGUCCAGCUGCUGCUGGCCCAGCCAGGCUGCAGAGCACAGCUCACCGACAACGAUGGCAACACCGCUUUGUCUAUUGCACUGGAGGCCUCCCUCUCAGAGAUUGCUGCCCUUCUCUAUACUCAUGCAGACCAGAGGGACUCUCCGGCUCCAUAGCAACCAAAGCCUUUCUCUUAUUCCGAGCCACACAGCUACGCAGGGCCUACUCAGCAGAGCCAUACAGCUCCCACGAUCGCCUCUAAUCAGGACUUCAGAGCAGCAUCUAUGUUUACUGUAGGUACAUUCUCUCUAUGGACUUAGCACUGUGCUAAUGCCCUCGUACGUGGAUUAGAACCAUGUGAGGGACAUGCAGUAUGGCUGGCUAUGAGGUGGGGGCACAGUGUUCCUGUGUGUUGCAAGCAUGCUGCUCUUUGCCAUGUUUGUGGAACACCGCUGUUUCUCAGUGUAAUCAUGACCAACCCAUACCUGCUUUGUGUGAAGAAGAUGAGCUGAUUACACAGUGACUGUGUAAUGUGAAUGUGACAGUGAAUGUGUUUAAUUUACACAGAAAUAAAUACAUUUUAAUAAAACUAGCGGAAACUUGUGUUUCAUUUAUUUAUUUUUUUACAAUUAACGUCACAUACAGGCAUUGUGGUUGCUGUGGAGGGCACACUGAUUUUUUAUAUUUUUAUUAUAAAUGCCCGAGUUCUGUACUUCUCGUAUUCCAGCUCUGCACUAUACCCCUUCUGCACUGACACAGCGGAGCCCCGAGGGCAGACGGGUGCUGCUCCACUGGCUCUGUUGACCUGAGCGAGAAGCAAACUAUGAAACUCUGGCCUCACAACACAUCUGAAUCUGACAAGACAAAGCUGAUUAAACUGGCCUAGCAAUUCCUCAGACAGGAAGCUCAGAACAGCUCAACCCUCGCAGCAGGAAAGGGUUCAAACUAUUAAUACGAUGCGAGGCUGGGAAAACCUAUCUACAGAGCAUUCCCAGCGUACUGAAAUAGUGAGUAGUGACUCCAGGGGUCUAAUUCAUUUUACAGCAAUGUUUAGUGCUCAGCAUCCCUCAACCAAGCUGUGUGCUUGGAAAAGAAAAAGAAUAAAACUUGCAAAUAUGACUGCAGUAUGAUAAACAACAUUGCAGCUCUAAUUUAAAAUCCUAACCAUAACCCUGAACAGAGAAGCACUCGCAACCCACUGUGUUACUGCUAACUAAACCAAUCACAGACACAAACAACAUUGCAGCUCUAAUCUAAAAUCCUAACCCUCAACAGAGACGCACUCUGAGCUAAGCGGAGACAACCAAACUCAUUGCACGUGGGACCUAGGUGUGUCUGUGGGAAACACGAUCUGUAGAGCAACAAUGAUGAGCAGCAUGGCACUCCCCACAGCAGUGUUGCGAGAAGCACAAUGACUGACAGCAGAGUAAUGAGUUACACUGGGAAAAUGCAGGACUAUUUAAUCAUUUACUUAUUCUGGCAAGAAGCAGAGUGUUAUUAUGAGCACAAGGCGACCCCACAUUUACCCUUCCUGACAAAGCCAGUCACUCAUUACUUUUUUGGCUCGGAAAUAUACAGUUUUUUAUUUCUGUUUUUGGAAUUGUUUUUGUCUCGUUUUUAUAGGCUGUUAUUUCUUGCUGCCUUUUUUUUGCCAGGACCCCCUUGUAAAUGAGGUGCAUGUCAUGGGUUCUGUCCUGGUUAAAUCAAUACAUUUGAAUUUGAACCAAUGAAUAAACUAUUGAUUUUAACUGGAGCUCAGCGCUUAUGCAUUGGUAGCGAGGCUGCAGUACAGGAGUAAAGCUAUCAAAUAAAUUAAACAGGGAAUAGGCUGAUGAAACAGAUUGCAAAUCGCUUUGCUUCGAUAUGAUUAGCCCAGAGGUGCAGCAACAAACACUAAUGGGCCUGUAAUGACAAUAAAGAUGGACCAUAAUUGUGUUAUUGCUAUAUUUGUAUUCAGUUUGUGCAUGCAUUCAUCAAGAGUUUUUAAUAUUGUAAGCUGUGCAGAAAGCAUGCUAUUAAAUAAGCAUGCGUGUAAAUUGUGAUUCAAUUAUAUGAAUCUUAUUCAUGUGCUAGAUGUGUCAAGAAUUAGCGUGAACAUUUCCCAUUUACAUUGGAGCUGCGUUCCUGCUGUUUGUCCUGUUAAGGCAUUAUCAGUUGCAGGGUUUAUUGACGCAUUGCCACCCCGCUCCUGUGCGCGGUGUGAAGACAUCUUACCUGGAUUCCGUGCAUUCCUCCAGCAUCACAACGAGCCCUUCAGAUCCCAGCAGUGCUAUUGCACAAUGAUGCACUGAGUUCCAUUGAGAAGCAUUCCAGUGGAAGGCUGGUGAAGAAAGUAACCCUACAAUUCACACUUCGAGGAGCAGAGAAGAGCGAUGGCAUACAUUCCACAGAGAGAGAUUAAUACAAGAAGACUUCGGGACGCUGGAAACUUCACCAGAUCAUAGGACCAAGACACUAGUAAAAUAAUUGCAUUUUUGUACUUCCAUAUUAAUGUCAGGUUUACAUAAAUCCCAGAAAUAUUCCAUUUUAUGUUAUGUAUGUGUUUGUUUAUGUAGGCUAUGUUACCCUGUCACAUAUUUGUGGGCAUCUUGUUGUGUUUUUCAGUAUUGUUAUAAUUACACACACACACACUAUAGUGUGUAUUGAGUCCUUGGGUCUGGAGUUAGUUAUAGCAUUGGUUCCCAAAUAUUCUUUAAAGAAGAUCCUGACACAUGACAAUGCAAUGGUCCGCAGGCCGAGAUAGUCAGUUCCUUUACAUUAAUACAACCGCUAUGUUUCUGGUUACUGUAAAUUUCUUUACUGCGGAGACUUUGCCACACCCGAUAGACCUCUAUUACAAUCCGUGGUACGGGUAGCAUGCCCAUCACACUCCCAGCAGGACCAAUGGAAGCACUAUGUGUAAAAAAGAUAUACAAAAACACACAGCUACUUUUAUAAAUGUAUUUGAUCUAUAUCUAUCUAUAUAUAUAGGAACAGUUCAAUUUUAUAGAAAGAUGAGAACGACCAUUUUGGUAUAUAGUACUGUAUAAGAUUUCCUAUGUAAGUACAGCAGUUGCUACAUAUUAAACCACUCCUUAAAAUGCACUUGAAAUAUACAUGAAAACCAACAAGGCACCAAUAACUUAAACAACAAACUCAAAUAACAAACAGAGAAAGACAACGGGGUACAACAAGGCACCAAUAACUUAAACAACAAACUCAAAUAACAAACAGAGAAAGACAACGGGGUACAACAAGGCACCAAUAACUUAAACAAC